This is a messenger RNA of Dermatophagoides pteronyssinus (European house dust mite), 1225 nucleotides long. It is a transcript of the gene Trmt61, whose product is annotated as tRNA methyltransferase 61. Gene Ontology annotation, biological process: tRNA methylation. Lineage: Eukaryota; Metazoa; Arthropoda; Arachnida; Sarcoptiformes; Pyroglyphidae. Gene Ontology annotation, molecular function: tRNA (adenine(58)-N1)-methyltransferase activity. The record is from RefSeq and is a predicted model, not a curated record. Gene Ontology annotation, cellular component: nucleus; tRNA (m1A) methyltransferase complex.
UUAAAAAUUCUUUGAUAAUUUUAAAUAUUCUUACAAGAAAAUAUUAUUGAUUGAUAAAUCAAAGACCACCAAAAAAAAAUUAUGAGUUUUUGUCGAUUAAAAACAAUAAUCGAUGAAGGCGAUACGGUUGUUGUUUAUCUAACACCCAGACAAAUGUAUCGUGUAAAAGUUGAUCGUGAUGAAGUAUUUCAAACACGUCUUGGUGCAUUACGUAUGGAAGAAUUAAUUGGUAAACCAUAUGGUUCAAGAAUUCAAUGUAAUAAAGGAAAUGUAUUGGUAUUGGAUAUGACACCUGAAAUUUGGACACUUUUACUACCGCAUCGAACACAAAUUCUUUAUGGUCCUGAUAUCGGUAUGAUAUUGAUGAAUCUGGAACUUCGAUCCGGAUCAUUUGUAAUUGAAGCUGGUACUGGUAGUGGAUCCUUGUCACAUAGUAUUGCCCGUACAAUUGCACCAAAUGGAAAAUUAUUUACAUUUGAUUUUCAUCAAAAAAGAGUUGAAAUUGCUCGUGAAGAAUUUCGUGAACAUCAAAUUGAUCAUAUUGUUUCGGUUCAACAGCGUGAUGUUUGUCGUGAUGGUUUCAAAUUUCCCGAACAAUCCGAAUCCGAAUCAUCAACAACAACGAUAAAAGUUGAUGCAGUAUUUUUGGAUCUACCAAAUCCAUGGGAAGCAAUCGAAUCAGCUCAAAAUGUUAUGAAAAAUGGUGCAAAAAUUUGUUGUUUUUCACCUUGUAUCGAACAAGUACAACGUUCAUGUCAAAUGUUAACUAAAUUGAAUUUUUCUGAUAUCGAAACAAUUGAAUGUGUUUUACGGCCAUAUGAAUUACGUAAAGCAUCAUAUGAAAAAUUAAAACUCAAUCAACAAUUCGAGACAUCGAAUGGUUUGUCUGCUGAUCCUCAAGAAUCGAUGAACGUCGAUGAUGGUGACCAUCAUCAUAACAGAGAUAAUGAUAAUACCAUCAAUGGUAUGAAUAAAAAGAUACGAACAUCCGAAGAUGAUAAUAAUGAUAACGAUAAUGAAGAAGAAGAAGAGAAAAAUUCCGAUUCAAAGAUUAUGGAAAAAGAUGUUAAUAAAAAUAAUGAUAAUAAUGGAACGACAAUUAAUUAUUGGGUUACCUAUAUGAAUACUGAAAUAACUGGCCAUAGUGGUUUUUUAACAUUUGCAACAAAUUUUAUCUGUUGAAAAAAAGUAAAAAUAAAAAAAAAGUUUUUAAAUUUUUUCAAAA